This is a messenger RNA of Solanum verrucosum, 2672 nucleotides long. RefSeq names its product probable inactive histone-lysine N-methyltransferase SUVR2. The record is from RefSeq and is a predicted model, not a curated record. Gene Ontology annotation, molecular function: zinc ion binding; histone methyltransferase activity; protein binding. Gene Ontology annotation, cellular component: nucleus. Lineage: Eukaryota; Viridiplantae; Streptophyta; Magnoliopsida; Solanales; Solanaceae.
GUUUCUGCAUUUUCUUGUUUGUGGUUGAAAUGCAGAUGUAAUGUUUUCUCUUUUUUUUUUUUUGGCAUUGAAAGGAAGAAGAUAUACCUCAACCUCAUUGACCUCCUUAAAGUUCUACAUUAGUAUACUAAAUGGCGCCAAACCCGAAGUCUAGAGUUACAAAGGCCUUUGAGGCAAUGAAGGUUUUUGGCUAUAGUGAAACAGUUGUGAAGCCAGUAUUGAGGAACCUUCUAAAUUUGUACAACAAAAACUGGAAGCUUAUUGAAGAUGAGAAUUAUUCUGUUCUUUUGGAGUCUAUUAUAGACAGCGAAGAGUCUAAGGAAAAGCAGAAAUCCUCAUUGGAAGAUGAACCGGAAGAAAAUGAACCACCAUUGAAAAGAUCUAGGCUCUACUCCCAGGGAAAUCAUUCUUCACCUGCUAAACACAAUGCCGGCCCUAGUGCUGACGCAUGUACUUCAGAGUUGCAGCCUUCCGGCAAGCAGAAGAUGGCUGAAAUCACCACCAAGUCUUAUGAAACUCAGGAUGCUGAACUGAAGCCUCGUUCUCUCUUGAACGAUUAUCAGCGCAAAGGUAAGAAGCAGAUUUCUUCAGAGGCUUCUCCUGUUUCAGAGGAGGAUAAUGACAUUGUACUACUCUCUGAUGAUGACAUGCGAGGACCUUGUACUCUGUCAUCUCAUUUGGAAUUAAAGAAAAGGGGAGACACAUCUCGUUCAUAUCCUGCUGUGAUACCCAAAAGAAGAUUAGCUUAUAAUAGUAGCCUGGAAGAGCCAAACGUCAUGGGUUCUACUGAUGUAUCCAAUGAAGGUGCACUGGUUCAGUAUGGCUUCAGUGAUGCUAUCCCACUUUCUGAUAACCUGCCAGGUUUUGAUGUUCCUCUUGCUGUUUUCCCUUCAGGUUUGGAGUAUCUCUACUCUGAACAUCUGGGUACAGAAGGAACUGAAGAAGAUGCAACAAAUUCAUCACGACUAAAUAUUGCUUCCUCCCCAAACGGGGAGGUGAAAGUCUCUUUUGUCUAUAAGACAUAUUCUUCAUCAGAUUUUUGUCCACCAAGUUUAGAUGCAGUCUUUAAGCGGAUGGAGGAAAAGUAUAUGAAGUCCUACAGAUAUUCUCAACCUGGUUUUCUGCUAAGUCUGAUGGAAAAUCUGUGUAAAUGCUAUCUGAUAGCUGGCACCAAGGCCAGGGCAGCAAAUGAGCCAUCAGCUGGGAUAGAGUCUCAGAAACUUCACCCAGUAGGUGUCAGAUAUGAUGCUACUAAUCAUGAAUUGCACUUUGCUCCAGACACUAGGAAUGGCUCAUUCAAAUUGUCGAAUUUUAUCAAAAUCUUACCUCAAAUUCCAACAUUUCCAGCUUCAGGAAAUAAGGAUAUAAUGUGCUAUAUGGUGGAUUUUAAUGGUACAAGGAUUAAAGGUGCUGAGAAGGACAACACUAACAAGCUUCUUAAACUCCUUGCCUCUUCAACUAUGAACAAUUCAGUGCUUGUUCACAGUGAACACUCAUCUCCUGGUCUUCGUAAUUCUGUUUAUUAUAUUGAAGACAUCGCCAAUGGUCAAGAGGAGCAUAAAAUUUCGUUGAUUAAUGAAUUCAGCCAUGUCCUGCCUGUCUUUAAGUACAUACCUAAAAAUGUUAUUUUCCAAAAGGCAUAUGUGAAGUUUCUUCUUGCUCGUAUAUCAGAUGACAGCUGUUGUUCAAACUGCAGUGGGGAUUGUUUGUCUCAAGAUAUACCCUGUGCUUGUGCUGGUGAAACAGGGGGUGAAUUUGCCUACACAUCAGGUGGUUUGCUCAAGGAGAAGUUUCUUGAGAGUUGCAUCUCAAUGAGUUGUGAACCAAAGCAUGGUUUAGUAUAUUGUCAGGACUGUCCCCUUGAAAGGUCUAAGAAUAAUAGCGUGUCUGGCCUGUGCAAGGGUCAUUUGGUGAGGAAAUUUAUCAAAGAAUGCUGGCAUAAAUGUGGCUGCAGCAGGGGAUGUGGAAAUCGUGUUAUUCAGCGAGGCAUAGCAGUGCCAUUGCAGGUGUUUAUGACAGCUGAUGGGAAAGGUUGGGGUCUCAGGGCACUGGAGGAUUUGCCUAGAGGUGCUUUUGUUUGUGAAUAUGUAGGAGAAAUAGUGACCAACACAGAGUUGUAUGAGCGAAACACGCAAACUGCUGGUGAGAGACACACAUAUCCAGUUUUGCUAGAUGCAGACUGGGGUUCGGAAGGUGUCCUGAAGGAUGAGGAGGCACUUUGCUUGGAUGCUACAUACUAUGGCAAUAUUGCAAGGUUCAUUAAUCAUAGAUGUUAUGAAGGUAACUUGAUUGAGAUCCCAGUUGAAGUAGAGACUCCAGAUCAUCACUACUACCAUGUCGCUUUUUACACUAUGAGGAAAGUUAAUGCUUUAGAAGAGUUAACUUGGGAUUAUGGUAUUGACUUCACCGAUCAUAGUCAUCCAGUGAAAGCUUUCAAGUGCUGCUGUGGAAGUAAAUCUUGUCGUGACACCGGCCUUUGAAGAGAGCUAGGAAGUAUACACUGAUGAAGAUUACUCCUCACUGAUGAUGCUGAUCCCAUCGAUAGCUCACAUAGAUAUGAUAUAGGUAAAACAAGAAACAUAGUUUUGUUAUUUCUGGAAAAGAACAGCUGGUGUUAACACAGAUGAAGAUUCCUUCUUCCUGAUGAUGUUGAUCGCUUCGAUCAAGAAGCA